CGCCGCCCGCCUCCAAUCGCGGGGCCGGGGCGGAGCGCUGCGGAGCAGUGACAUUGAGGGGAGCCGCGCAGGGCCGGGCGGCGGGCAGCGACAUGUGGGGCCGCGCCGAUAAGGCUGUUAAGCUGCUGGAAAGAAACAUUCCCUCCUUUCUGAGGAUGAGUCGGGGAGUGGGGCCGAAGGUGAGCAGGAGGCUCUGCAGCAAACCCCAGGAGGAAAGUCCAGUGCAGCCAAGAGGUCAGCCUGUUUUCCGGGUGCCUGGACACAAGCCUACAAACUGGGAGAAGAAAUGUUUGCUGUGGGCAGGCCAUUUCAAGAAGCCAGAGGAUAUACCAGAGGUUGUCUCGAUUGAAGUAAUCCGAGCAGCACAAACCACUCUGCGGGUGAAGUUCAGCUACGUAAUGAUUGCCUUGACAAUAAUGGGGUGCAUAGCGAUGGUGAUCCGAGGGAAGCAGGCUGUAAAAAGGCACGAAACUCUUACAGCCAUCAACCUGGAGAAGAAAGCUCAAUGGAAGGAAGAAGCUCAGAGUGCAUCUGCUAAACCUUAGAGGAGAAAAGGAAGAAACCAAGAAUGGGGAAAGAAAAGCUGCUGUCCUUUUCAGCGAGUUGCAUCUUUUUUGUGUUCAGCGUUUGUGUUCAAGAAUGAAUGCAUUAUGCUGUAGUCAUUAAAAACAAACAUCUGUUUUCUUCCUGAUACCUUUCCUCCAAACGCUUUUUCAAUGCAUUUAACUUUACUUCAUUCAUUAACUGUAUUAUAACUCAUUACUUCAGUCAUCCACUAUUGCUGACUAUUCCAGCUCCCUUCAGAAAGAAUAUUAUAUGGAUUCCAUAUUUACAGGCUCCCUAAAACUUUCUGCAUGAGAGAGCAAUUAUUAGGCAAGUCCUUGACAUGAGAGUAAUUGUAUGAACUACAUUAACACUGUCAAAAUGAUCAGAAGUUACUGGAAAGCUUGUUUACUUAUUCUAGGUCCAAUAUAUUCUCGCCUUCUUUUGCUAAAAAAUGGGAGAGGGAAUGAUAGCGAAAUAGCAUUCUGCAGAAACAAUGUGUUGUAAAUAAGAACCACAUUUUUUGACUUUUUUUUUUUUUUUUUUAAACACUGAGUUAGCAGUGAGGUAAGAGGAAAUUAAAAUUAAGAGAAGUAUUUUAAAGAAUACUGAGCAUCAGCUUCAGCCUGUGCUAUCCAGUUGUUUACUUAGAGGAAUAGGAGAAAGUCAGUCAAGCAUUUCUGCUCUCUGGUGCCAAGCUCUUUUUCAAAAUUUAUUUGGAUUUAUUUGCAUAUUUUCCCUUUAAAUUGCCAUCUGCGCUUUCAUGAUGCUAACCUCAAGUUUCAGAAGCAGACCCCCUUCCUAAUAGCCCUGUUUCUGGCAUCGUGUCAGAAGAGUUGCAUACUGUUUGUGCUAAAGAGCAUUCAGCAGUUGGAGACCAGUGUUUUUUCUUCCUCUCAGUACAGCAGACUGGGAUCAUCAUGGAUGUUCAGAUGUAUUUUCCCAGGACUGCCUGUUAAGUGGCUCCCAGGGACUCCAGAAACAGAAGAGGUAUGUGUUUGACAGAUGUAGUUUGUGAGUAUUUUGCAAGCACAAGGCAGAUAGUUUUUCCUGAAACUUUUCUUCCUUGUGCUACUGAAAAUUAGCAACAUUGCUGAAGAAAUUAAAAGUCCUUCAAAAAUGCAAA
Messenger RNA from Lagopus muta (rock ptarmigan), 1669 nucleotides. RefSeq names its product family with sequence similarity 162 member A (gene FAM162A). Bases 93 to 545 code for a protein of 150 amino acids. Gene Ontology annotation, biological process: positive regulation of release of cytochrome c from mitochondria; neuron apoptotic process; cellular response to hypoxia. The transcript has 5 exons. Gene Ontology annotation, cellular component: mitochondrion. NCBI's taxonomy places the organism in Eukaryota, Metazoa, Chordata, Aves, Galliformes, Phasianidae. The record is from RefSeq and is a predicted model, not a curated record.